Messenger RNA from Sphenostylis stenocarpa, 1551 nucleotides. Lineage: Eukaryota; Viridiplantae; Streptophyta; Magnoliopsida; Fabales; Fabaceae. The record is from the annotation of a GenBank genome assembly.
AUGGAGUUGUGCACUGCGAACGCGAUUCUCCCACCAAGGUUCUCCAUUCCCACACUCCACGCAGCUUCCAUUCAAAACCUCAAAUCCUCCGUUCCGUUCCCGCGCUUCAACAUCCGCACCCAACGCAAAUUCCAGGGAAGAAGAGGAUUGCGACCCUGUGCGUCUGUGAGUGACGGCAGGUCUUGUGAGGUGGUGGACGAGAGCCGCUUGCAUCGAGUGUCUGACAAGCUGAUUGGGGUGUUCAUGGUCGACAAGCCCACCCCAACCGAUUGGAGAAGGUUGUUGGCUUUCAGCAGAGAAUGGAACAAUCUCAGACCUCACUUUUUUGCACGCUGUCAGGAAAGAGCCCAUGCCGAAGAGGAUCCGGCCAUGAAGGAGAAGUUGCUGCGCCUUGCAAGGAAGCUCAAACAGAUUGAUGAGGAUGUGCAGAGACAUAAUGAUCUUCUUGAGGUCGUAAAAUCUGAUCCUUCAGGAAUUAGUGAGAUUGUCUCCAAGCGUCGAAAAGAUUUUACUGAGGAGUUCUUUAUUCACCUUCACACAGUGGCUGAAUCCUACUAUGAUAACAAAGAAAAGCAACAUGAAUUGGUAAAGCUUGGGAACGCAUGCUUGGCUGCUGUACAAGCCUAUGAUGCUGCAACUGAAAGCAUUGAACAGGUAAAUGCUGCAGAGUUGAAAUUCCAAGAUAUUAUCAAUUCUCCUUCGCUUGAUGCUGCCUGCAGGAAGAUAGACAAUUUGGCUGAAAAAAAAGAACUUGACUCAACAUUGGUAUUGAUGAUCACCAAAGCUUGGUCAGCUGCCAAGGAGUCGGACAUGAUGAAAGAUGAGGUAAAGGAUAUCCUCUAUCAUUUAUACAAGACUGCAGUGGGAAAUCUUCAGAGGCUCGUGCCAAAAGAGAUUAGAAUAGUCAAGUAUCUUAUUCAAAUUGAUGAUCCUGAAGAGCAGUUGUCUGCCCUCAAAGAUGCAUUUACACCUGGAGAAGAACUUGAAGGAAAGGAUGUGGAUAAUUUGUACACGACUCCAGAGAAGCUUCACACAUGGAUAAAGAGUGUGGUGGAUGCUUAUCAUUUGAGUAGAGAAGGUACCCUUAUUAGGGAAGCAAGGGACCUGUUGAGUCCGGAGAUCAUCCAAAAAUUGGAGCUGCUCAAGAUGAUUGUAGAAAGGAACUUCAUGCCAAGCUACCCGUCCAAAAAUGCUAUCCAACACCAUGAAAUUGCUGACUGUCCCGUCCAUUUUGCAACACCUAGGUCUUUUGGUUGGUUCAAACGGGCUCAUGGACCCGCACUUAACAGGCUAGACUUGGCCCAUAGUCAAUGUCGUCGCGCUAAAUACCGGUCAAAUUCUAAUUCCGCAGUUAAUCGGCGAGCAUCUCCGUUCCUAAGCAUAGGAAGAACCCAUACAACCUCCACGCCAAGCGUUGCUGAUCUGACGAAGCAAUUGAGGCUCCACGAAGUCGCCAUCGCUGAGCUCAACAACCAGCCUUCUUCCAGAGUAACCUCUCUUCUGUUCUCCUUCAAUCUAACUUUUUACGAAGAGUUCAAGUUCCAGACAUAG